Messenger RNA from Danio rerio (zebrafish), 6817 nucleotides. The record is from RefSeq and is a predicted model, not a curated record. NCBI's taxonomy places the organism in Eukaryota, Metazoa, Chordata, Actinopteri, Cypriniformes, Danionidae.
UUGUGUUUAGUUCCCAGAGACAGUCAAAUCGGAUUCCUUUGGGAAAGGACACAAAUCACUCCCGUUUGAACAAGGGGAACAGCGAGGGAGCUGUCUCCACAAGGGUCCACCUCUCGUGGUUGAUUUCAUAUUGCUCAUUCAUGUGAUUUGAUCAGAGAAUACUCUUUGUGGAGAAAGACAGGAAAGGAAAGGAGGAGAAAAUAAAGAAAGAAAAAAAAUAGUCUCUGGAUGAUGACAUUUGAUCUAACCCUCAGCGAAGCCCGUUCUUGAUCCUAUUGUUUCUUAAAGUGACAUUAGACUUUUUUCCCUCUUUCUCUCUCUCCCCCGCGCGCUAGACCGAAGGGACCUCCGGUUUAAUCUUGCAGUUUUUGGUUUGUUUGUUUGUUUAUUGUUGUGCGGUGUUCCCAAACCUGGAUGUUGACAUCUCGCGUUUCUUUUGGCACGUCGGUGUAUUUUCGGUUUCACAGAGGAAGCGCUAAUAGAGACAAACGCGGUGACACCUGCUCACCCGUACUCCUCUCCUUGUCUUUUUUUAACGGAGCGAUCAAAAGAAGCAAGCAGCGACUGAGACGGUGACAGGAGUCUGUUUUCAUGUUCGGGAUUCAAGACAGCAUUCAAAGGAGCGGGAGUAGUAUGAAAGAGGAGCCCAUCGGUGCCGGGAUGAACGCUGUCCGGACAUGGAUGCAGGGCGCCGGAGUGUUGGAUGCGAACACAGCCGCUCAGAGUGGAGUGGGUCUUGCUCGAGCACACUUUGAGAAGCAACCUCCUUCAAACCUUCGUAAAUCCAACUUCUUCCACUUCGUAUUAGCGCUAUACGACAGACAAGGACAACCCGUGGAAAUUGAAAGAACAUCUUUUGUUGGAUUUGUUGAAAAAGAAAAGGAAUCUACCGGAGAAAAGACAAACAAUGGGAUCCAUUACAGAUUGCAGCUCCUUUACAGCAACGGCAUCAGAACAGAACAGGACUUUUAUGUACGCCUGAUUGACUCCAUGACCAAACAGGCAAUUAUCUAUGAAGGGCAAGACAAAAACCCAGAGAUGUGCCGGGUGCUGCUGACGCACGAGAUCAUGUGCAGUCGCUGCUGUGACAAGAAAAGUUGUGGGAAUCGUAAUGAGACGCCCUCUGACCCGGUCAUUAUCGACAGGUUUUUCCUGAAAUUCUUCCUCAAAUGUAACCAGAACUGCCUAAAGAAUGCAGGGAACCCACGAGACAUGCGACGCUUUCAGGUGGUUGUGUCAACGACGGUCAGUGUGGAUGGACACGUCCUGGCUGUGUCUGAUAACAUGUUUGUUCACAAUAACUCUAAACAUGGACGCAGAGCUCGCAGACUGGACCCGUCUGAAGGCACUCCAUCAUACCUGGAACAUGGUGAGUCUACUCCUUGCAUUAAGGCCAUCAGUCCCAGUGAAGGCUGGACGACAGGGGGUGCAACAGUCAUCAUUAUUGGUGAUAACUUCUUUGAUGGCCUACAAGUCAUCUUUGGCACCAUGCUGGUCUGGAGUGAGCUCAUAACCCCUCAUGCCAUCCGAGUUCAGACUCCCCCGAGACACAUUCCCGGGGUUGUGGAGGUCACUCUGUCCUACAAGUCAAAGCAGUUCUGCAAAGGUACACCAGGCCGAUUUAUCUACACAGCACUGAAUGAACCCACUAUUGACUACGGUUUCCAGCGGCUACAGAAGGUGAUCCCUAGACACCCGGGCGACCCUGAGCGCUUACCAAAGGAGGUGAUUCUGAAGAGGGCUGCAGACCUGGUGGAGGCUCUAUAUGGGAUGCCACACAAUAAUCAGGAGAUCAUUCUGAAAAGAGCAGCAGAUAUCGCAGAGGCUCUCUACAAUGUCCCGCGUGGACACAACCAGCUGCCAGGUCUGACCAACAGCUCAGUCCACUCCGGCAUGAUGGGAGUCAACUCUUUUCACAGCCAACUCGCUGUCAAUGUGUCCGACUCCACACAAGCAGCCAACCAGGGAUUCAGUCGAAACACGAGCAGUGUGUCCCCUCAUGGUUACGUACCCAGCACAACCCCCCAGCAGAGUAGCUACAGCACUGUCUCUACCAGUAUGAAUGGAUAUGGCAACGCAGGCAUGACCACGCUGGGAGGAUCACCAAACUUCCUCAAUGGCUCUGCUGCCAACUCUCCUUAUGCCAUUGUUCCUUCCAGUCCCACCAUGGCCUCCUCCACUAGUCUUCCCUCCAACUGCAGCAGUUCCUCAGGCAUCUUCUCUUUCUCUCCGGCCAACAUGGUGUCUGCAGUCAAACAAAAGAGCGCAUUCGCUCCCGUCGUGCGGCCCCAGGCCUCACCGCCACCAACCUGCACCAGUGCCAAUGGAAACGGCCUCCAAGUAGAUCAAUCUUUUGUGGACUCUAGCAAGUACUCGACCGCCAGCUCCCUGCAGGGACUGGCCUUCUCCUGAAUGAUCCCAGGGAUGAUUGUUCCUCCAAUGUAGGGGCUCCUGGGCUGCUGAAGAGGCACAUUUGAUUUCAGCCCCGGCCAGAGAAUCUACGCUCUUGAGCCGAAGGCAAUUUCUUGGCGGAGGAGACAUGAAAACUGAACUUUUUAAAACUCAGGCCUUUUGACAUAGGAAUCUCAUUUUAUGGGAAGAAAGUGUUUGUUUGCGUUCGUUUUUGAGCUCAUUUCUGGACAGCCCUUGCGAAGGACUUGUGGAAAACAGAGGGAAGGAUCGUUUCAUUCAUGGGCUUUUUUCGUUUUUUGACUAAUUCAAUGAUCACAUGCCUUUUUUACAGACUUUCUCACACAAUUGUGACACUUUAGGAGCGGUUGAAUCCACGAUGUUCCUGAGAGCAGCACAGAUCUCUGUUAAUACUGACCAGUUUUUUAUAUAAAAUGAGAACAUUAGGCCAAUCUUUUGAAUGCAGAACAGAAGACGGGAGGGAAGCCAACAAACAUUUUUGCCAUAAUCUUGCUUGUUUUCUCACUAAAUGAAAUUGUAGCGCCAUAUUCACUUUUUAAUCAUUUUUUUUUUUUAAGCGAAGAGUCAUAUGAAGCAUCUGGGUACCAGCCGGUUUGGAUGGCUACGAUGAAGGAAAGCUAUUUAAGAGUUAUUAAAUGCUGUCAUGCUGUAAUUUUUCAAUGUUCAGAUCCGUCCUCAAAGAGAAGAAGAAAAAAAGCGACCCAAUUUCUACAAGAAAUCAGUAUUUAUGUUCAUGCAAAUAUUUGCUGCUAAAUAGAGCAGAGAUAUGCAGUAAACAGAUGGACUGGAAGGAAUAAAAGCCUUCAGUUGCCAUGCCAUUUAAGUUUUGGUUUUAAAUGUGUGCUCAAGGAAUGUGAUUGAUUUUAUUAUUAAUAUUAUAAUUAUUUUAAAAUUUCGCUUUGUCUUUGAAAACAAUUGAAACUGUGAUAUCAAUUUCUAUGUGUUUGGUUUGCUGUGUUCGCUAGUGAAGGAUAUAGGUUAAAUGAAGUAUAUUUGAGAGCCGACUGUUUGAACAACCCUUUUUUUUAUUUGAUUUUUGUGUGUGUGUGUGUGUGUGUGUGUGUGCUUGUUUUUGGGGACAUGACUUGAAUUAGUGAUGAUUUUUUGUUUUAAGACAGCACUGUAUGAAGAACGCUUUCCUAAUGUGUCAAACACCCAACCUACAGCAGUCUGAUUGGCUCACUUUGGUAGUCGUCUGUUUUUGUACAUAUAUUUUCUGUUGCCAAAGUCUUCGUUUUAUUUGUAUUGAUAUCAGAAUGGCUCAAGGCAGCUCAUAAUAACACUGACGAUGGUUCAUUGCAUAGGUUACACCAUAAAAUCUUCGGCAAACACCAAUCAUGGAUUUUUUUGGACAAAAAAGAGGGGAGUCUCUGUAAAAUAUCCAUAUAAAUAAUGUAUGUAUAUCCAGAUUUUGUAUAUUGAUUUUCUCCCUGAUUUUUUUUGGGAUUGUGGAAGUUUUUUUUUGUGAUGAUUUGUCCAUUUGUCCUCUUUCAUCAUCUGCCUUGUGUUUAUUAUUGUAGGUCUAUGUUUUGUAUCAUGUCAAGCUUCCAUUUUUUAUUUUAAGUUCUAUUCAUAAAAAAGCCAUUGUCUAUUUUUGUAUAAUUUGUAAGUUAAAAAGAAAUUUGUUUUUUUCUUUUUGGAAUUUUUGUAAUGUAUGGCAAAAAGUAGCAUCUCACAGCAUUUAGUUAUGUAGAUUUUUUAAAAAGUUAUAUAUAUAUAUAAAUAUAAAUGAUGAAUAUAUAAAUCUAUAUCUUUUCUUUCUACAGAAUCUGUAUUAUUGUAAUAAUAAUAUGCAUGGGCUCUUCUCUGAGAGUGAUGGCUUUUACUUUGCGUGUCAAACCUUAGAAGGACGUUUCUGAAGUUUUUACUUUUUAUUUUGUCUUUCCUUUACUCUUUUAUUUAUCUGAUUAUUUAUGCCUGCGUAUAAAUCCGUCUUUCCUAUUUCCCUCUCUCUCUCGCUCUCUCUCUCUCUCUCUCUCUCUCUCUCUCUCUCUCUCUCUUUCACGCAUAUCAGUACCAGCAGUAUAGAUGCCUUAACAAUGCAAACCCAUAAAUGUACAAUGACUUGUACAGUCUUCACAACCACCACCACCAAUAGCAGUAGCCACAGAGUUCCUUAAAGGGACAGUUCACCCAAAAAUGAGCAUUUGCUGUUUAUUUACUCACCAUCAGGUCAUCCUAGAGGUUCUAUUUUUUCCUCAGUGGGAAAUUAAAGAAGAUUAUUAGCUGAAACCAGUGUACUCUAUGAUUCAUAAAAUGCAAGUCAACUUUUAGGGUCUAUAUAUAUAUCUGUAUCAGAAUUCCAGUAUCGUGACAACUCUUAUAUAUAUAAACACACACACACACACACACACACAUAUAUAUAUUAGGGUUGUAAUGGUACUGGAAUUUGAUACCAGUCGGUAAUGAAAUUAAAAAAUGUCUGUUUCCCAAGAACAUUUAAGAACUGUUGCACACAUUUUUAAACAGUGCUGAUUUGCCAUUGUGUUCACAUGCUUAACAGAAAUGACUGUGAUUAGACGUGAAGGUCAACGGUUUAUCGAGCUCACAGCUGUUUACUGUAUGUAACCACAGACAUAGAAACACUGGAGAGUUUUAAAGUUAUGAUUCAUCCGCGGAUUGCUCGGAUGUCAGUUUACAGAUAAACCAGCUGACUGAUUAGACUUUGAAAUGCUCCAGUGUCUUUUUAUCUGUAGUUACACUCAGCAAACUGCGAUGAGUUCGGUGAGCUGAUGACCUUCACGGCCAAUCACAGUUUGUUUUGUUGAGCACAUGAACACAACGGCAAAUCAGCAGUUUAGGAACAUGAUCAGCAGCACUCAAAUGUUCGCGGAAACAUGGACCUUGUUAAAAUUUCAGUACCGAUUGGUAUCGAAUUCCAGUUUGUGUGUGUGUAUUUAUAUAUAUAUAUAUACACUCUCAGAAAUAAUGGUACGCGAGCUGUCCAUAUUAAUACCUCAAGGGUACUUAUUAGUACCUAAAAAGUACAAAAGUGUUUUAAGGUACAAAUAUAUUCUUUUGAGGUACCAAUAUACCCUUCAAGUACAAAUGUGUACAUUUUGAAAACGCACCACCCCAGUGACAGCUUGCGUAUCUUUAUUUCUGAACGUGUAUAGACAUUAUUACCUUCAAUCAACACAGAGUGAGCUCUUGUUGUAUAAUGAUGUGUGAAUGCAAACUCAAACACUGUUUGUUUACAUCUUUUUAUAAAGAUUGCAGUAUCCAGGAUAAGCACAAGUACUAUUUUGAUUAACAAUACAAAAACAGGUAUCAUCCAUCUCUGUUGUAAACAAACAGCGUCUGCUCACAAGUUUGCAUUAAACAUUAUGUGUGCAGUUUCAACUUGAAAAACAUCUUUACCAUUCUACUGAUGAAAAAUAGGCUCCUGCAUCUUUAACAGGUGAACAUUUUUGGGUGAACUUUUCAUAAAAAGCACAAAAUGGUCUGUUAACUGAGGAGAAUUAAAUAAAUUUGUCUUUGUUGUUGUUGUUUGUUUAAUGAAGAAUCAUGAAAAGGGAAUUUGAAGGAAUAUAAAGAGUCUUUAUGAUUUGCUUGUGGGAUGGGUUGCACUUUCUUUCAUUUAAAGCAAAAGGCUGCCUCUUUUUUGUUGUUGUUGUUGUUGGUUUAUGUCUGCUAUGUUCACGAUGGGGUGAAGCUCAAAGCCAUAUUCAGCAUUGUCACCUUUCGUUCGCUCUUUGGCUGGAGGUGCAUGUGAAGCUGCAUGUUCUGGGUCGUGGGAUGUUGUUCACUCUUUAAGGUACCGCUGAUGUAUUUCUCACCCUGAAUAAAGUGACUCUAUCAGAGCACAAGGCCUUGCCCUCGGAGCUGAGGUGCUGAAUCCCAGUCUUUAACGCUGUGACUCUGUGCGUUUAAUUCUACUGUCAGCCGAAUCGGCCCUUGAUGAUCGGUCUUCAGGCUCUUUUUUUUUUCUCCUCACCUAAUGUGUGUCUGCAAUCUGCCAUCGAACAAAAAUGGCUUUUAAUAUGCUGAUUUAAAGUUUGUAUGAGGACUUUUUAUCAGAAAUGACUGAUGAUUGAAUAUUCAACAUGAUUUCUUUUCCAUAAUUGAAAAAACAUUUGUUACUUUUGCUGUUAAAAUGGACUCAUAAAAGGACAAGCAUUUGAUAGGACACAAGACUCGAACCAAAAAAAGCUGGUCUCCUUUUUUCUGCCUCCUAUUCUUGUGUUUUUUGUUUAUUUGUUUGUUUGUUUGUUUCUUCUUCUUUUGUUUUUUUCUUUUUUUUGACUGGAUACACCCUGAACCGUUCUAUUGAUAGGAAAACUCAAGACAAAAACUACUGUAUAGAUUGUUAUCAUUUUUGAUGAAAGCUGUAAAAUAACUUUUCAAAGUUCACAAUAUUAAAUUAAAGUUACUUCUUGUCUGUGAA